AAUUAGCCAUCCAGUAGCAACGAUGAUGUCUCAGCUCAGUAUCGCACCGUACCACACACACUGCGCGAUGAUUAUCGGAUAUUGCUGUAAUGUUGUCGUGGAAACCGGCUGGCUGAGGGAGAUUAGACGUCUCAGAACUGUCAACUGCUGCUUUGCCUAGCGUUGGGCCUAUCCCGGUAUGUGAUGAUGCUCGAAUUGUACAUAGAGGAAGCAGGCAGAGAUUUACAGCCCAGUGCUUUGUGUUUUUUGUCCCUUAAAGACCAUAUACUAUGGAGGUGGGAAAAACUAUCCCGUGGGGCAGAAUAUAAGGAGACGAAACCUACAGAACUAUGUCAGUAUAGUUUGGUGCGGAUUUCGUCAUCUUACAUCGAUUGAUCGUUCGUUUCUUUUGUGAUGGACACUACAACUACAGUCUCCAAGGAUGCUCCAUCCAAACGUCCAGUUAAGCUGGAGGAGGCUUUUUUAAUGACGAAGUUUGGCCUGUAUAAUGUGUGCCUGAUCGCCAUUUCCGGCACCAUCUUGGCCGCCGUACUGUUGGAAACGCUCGGCCUCAGCUACGUACUGCCGGUGGCCGAAUGUGACCUACUGCUGACGACCCGCGAGAAAGGGGUACUGAGUGCGAUCUCAUUCGCCGGCAUUAUUUGCAGUUCGCAUCUGUGGGGCUUUCUGGCGGAUACGCGUGGCCGGCGGGCAAUCAUCAUGCCUACGCUCUUUCUAGCCUUUGCCUCAUCGGCCCUGUCCAGUCUCACCACCAACUUCUGGCUGAUCACUGUGAUGCGUUUUUUGACUGGGUUUUUCAUUUCUGGACCAUCUGCCACCAUUUACGCGUACCUGGGAGAGUUUCACGGUAAACGGAACUGUUCCCGUGCGAUUAUGGGUGCAUCGUUUGUGUUUGGCGUCGGUUCGAUUCUGCUUCCACUGAUUGCCUGGUCCAUCAUCAACCAGGAGUGGGAGUUUACCAUCCCGGUGCUGAACAUCAUCUACCGACCGUGGCGAUUGUUCUUGGUGGUGUGCGCACUGCCAAGCUUCAUCAGUGCGCUAGCAUUGCUCUGGCUACCGGAGAGUCCUAAGUACCUGCUGUCACACGGGCGGGAAGCGGAAACGAUUACGGUGCUGCAAAGCAUGUACCGGUGGAAUAGAAGCUCGCGUGACCCUGCACUAGUGCUGACCGGCCUAUUGCAGGAAACGGAAGCACAACAGACCAAAGUUCGACGUGAGGAGGCAGCUAACAGUAAGAGCGUGGUUGGGCUGCUCAAGCAAAUGUGGCACCAAACGGCACCACUGUUUAUGGGUUCGUACCUGAAACGUACCAUCAUCAUCUGUGUACUGCAGUUCGGCAUAUACCUUACAUCUAGCGGGAUGUAUAUGUUCUUCCCCGACAUACUGAACCGGAUAGCGGAACAGCAGGCGAAAGGCGUGGAACGGAUCACGGUGUGCAAUGCGGUCUAUGCGACGCGUUUCGAUAUCGAGGAGCUGGUCAAUCUGACCAACGGUACGGUACGUCCCGACGUAUGCCACCAGAAGCUAGACAUCUCCGCCUACGAGCAUUCGUUCGUGCUGGAAGCGAGCUACGCGCUAGGGUUUGCUGUUAUCGGACUCAUCAUCAACGCGGUCGGACGGCUACCGAUACUGGUGUUCAUCUUCACUCUCUGUGGAACCUGUGGCGUUUUGAUCGUGUUUAUCGAUCUACCUCUACUAGCUAUCUGGUUCUACCUGAUACUGCUCACGUGUGGGUUUUGCAUUAGUGUCGUUAAUGCUUGUGCAGUUGACUUGUAUCCAACGAAUCUACGAGCUAUGGCCGUGUGCAUCUCGCUGAUGUUUGGAAGGCUCGGAAGCAUUGUAGGAUCCAAUCUGGUAGGCUUCCUGCUGGAUACGAACUGUGAGCUCACGUUCUGGAUCUCCGGCCUGCUGUUGGUUGGGUGUGGCGUGCUCUCCUUUUUCAUUCCACAUAUUUACAAACGCCAGGCGUCGGAACGGAUCAGUGUAUCGUCGCGAUGAGAUUCCGAAGAUGGGUGGUAAUCAUAGACCCUAUAGAGACUGAAACCUAACAAUCAUGGUAGCGUUUAAUUAUAAGAACACCUAGAGGUGAUAGCACGACAGGACUGGGUAUUGAAUAUGAUGUGUACUAACGUCCCGAACGCAGAACUAAGCUAUCCAGCUAUGGGUUUGAUAAAGUCAAAGAAGCCAGUACUGGUAGGCUAAGACCCCUCCAGGAUGAAGAGUCAUAAAGACAUCUCUUGACAUAAUGGUAGUUGGAGUGAACGGAGCCUCGGAAACUUAUUAAGAGAUGAAUGAGAUAUCAGAUAUCUAAGGAGCCUCUUUAAAUAAACGAUAAAAAAUGCCAAGGA
Molecule: messenger RNA, 2348 nt
Organism: Anopheles stephensi (Asian malaria mosquito)
Lineage: Eukaryota; Metazoa; Arthropoda; Insecta; Diptera; Culicidae
Product: synaptic vesicle glycoprotein 2B-like
Exons: 6
Coding region: 394-1998 (534 amino acids)
Biological process (GO): transmembrane transport
Cellular component (GO): membrane
Molecular function (GO): transmembrane transporter activity
Source: RefSeq, a predicted model, not a curated record